AUGACACUCGAAAAGCUCGCGGACAACCGCGCCGUCAAGAUGCUAAACGCCGCAGCAGAAGGCAAAUACGGCGUGCUCGGAGUAGUUUCAUACAACCUGGAAACCAUCGUCGCAGUAAUCAAAGCCGCGGAAGCAAAGAAGAGUCCCGUACAGAUUCUACUCUUUCCAUGGGCACUGCAAUACUCUCCUCUAUUCAUAGAUCUUGCUGCAAAUGCUGCUCGCAAAGCCAAAGUCCCCGUGACAGUUCACAUGGAUCACGCACAAGAUCCCGAGGUGAUAAAGAUUGCCUCGCAGAUCAAGGCGGCGGAUGGUACUCCUGCUUUCGACUCCAUCAUGGUGGAUAUGUCACACUAUGAAAAAGAGGAGAAUCUGGCCAAAACGAAGGAAUUGGUCGCUCUGUGUCAUUCGCGAGGCAUUGCGACUGAAGCGGAGCCAGGUCGGAUUGAAGGUGGUGAGGAUGGGGUUAAAGAUACGGCGGAGCUGGAAGGGAUGAUGACUACUGAAGAAGAAGUUGAUGAUUUCAUUGCGACGGGUAUCGACUUUCUUGCUCCUGCUUUUGGAAAUGUUCAUGGAGACUACCAUGGCGUGGAGAACAUUCACUUGGACUACGACAGAUUGGAGACGAUCCAGAAAAAGGCUGGAAAGAGAGUACAGAUCGUGCUACACGGCACAAACGAAUUCCCAGAAGAGGUCAUGGCCAAAUGUAUUGAACGAGGAGUCACUCGGAUCAAUGUAAACAAGCUGGUGCUGUCGGACUAUAACAAAUAUGUGGAGGAGAACACUGGCAAGGUUCCUUUGACUCAGCUUAUGGAGACGGGUACCUCACUCAUUCAAAAGCAAAUGGAGGGCUGGAUGGAUGCCAUUGGAAGCAGCGGCAAGGCAUAG
Molecule: messenger RNA, 885 nt
Organism: Ramularia collo-cygni
Lineage: Eukaryota; Fungi; Ascomycota; Dothideomycetes; Mycosphaerellales; Mycosphaerellaceae
Product: probable fructose-bisphosphate aldolase
Exons: 2
Coding region: 1-885 (294 amino acids)
Biological process (GO): carbohydrate metabolic process
Molecular function (GO): aldehyde-lyase activity; zinc ion binding
Source: RefSeq, a predicted model, not a curated record